Penicillium robsamsonii is the source of this 1455-nucleotide messenger RNA. Its product is annotated as cytochrome P450. Bases 1 to 1455 code for a protein of 484 amino acids. The transcript has 2 exons. NCBI's taxonomy places the organism in Eukaryota, Fungi, Ascomycota, Eurotiomycetes, Eurotiales, Aspergillaceae. Gene Ontology annotation, molecular function: heme binding; iron ion binding; monooxygenase activity. The record is from RefSeq and is a predicted model, not a curated record.
AUGGAUUUGAUAGAAGUCGUUCCCGAACUCGGUCUCACUUCCGUGCUGCCCAUGCUACUAGGUCUAGUUUUCGCAGUCCUCUUGAGCAAAUGGAUCUUCCGGCUCUACUUCCAUUCAUUACGCCACGUCCCUGGCCCGAAAAUAGCGGCAUGUACCUCACUCUGGCUUGCAUACCACACAUUCAUCGGUGAUGAGUGCACUACCAUAUUCAACCUGCACCGUAAAUAUGGUCCCACGGUGCGGGUUGCGCCCAACGACGUCGAUAUCGCCAGUGGGGAAGCCAUCAAGCCAAUCUAUGUGGCCAAUGGGGGAUUUCCCAAGGCGCCCGCAUAUUCCAAGUAUGAUAUCGAUGGACACCCCUCUAUCUUCUCCACGCUUACGCGCUCCGAGCGAGGCGCCCGAGCGAAAGCGGUCUCUCCGCUAUUUUCUACCGUAUCAAUGCGGCAAUCCGAACAAGAACUGUCCAAAGUAUUUGAGGAGUUUGUGGACCAGCUGCGGCUCGAGGCAAAAACGGGAAGGCCGGUCAAUGUACUCCAUGUGACUCGAUGUCUGGCCGUUGAUGCCCUGAACAUGUAUCUAUUCCAACGGCCCUACGGGGCUCUCGGGGGCAAGUCUCCAUUGCCAUCCACGGAGGCAUUUGAGGCCAUCGAUCGAUUCUUAACUCUCGCCCCAGGGAAGAUUGCGAGCUUGAUCACCAUGGCUUUUGAGUGGUUCAUGGCAAAUGAACUCACGGAGAAAUCGAUGGAUUUAACGGACAGCAUUGUCUGUCAGAUAGUGAAUACAUCAUCGCCCAAGACCGGAAGCUACCAGAGCCGGCUAUUAGAAAAGCAAUCUGUCAAACAGACGCAGGUUGAGGUCAAAGAUCUCUUCUUUGCUGGAGCAGAUGCUGCCGGUAUGAACAUGGCUACCAUUUUGUGGUAUCUGGCUAAAUACCCCGAAAUAUACUCUCGACUUUGUGAUGAAAUCCAGAGUUGUGUCCAUAAAGGCGAAGAUGCCAUGUCCUGUGACUACCUCCGCGGCACUGUCCGAGAAGGGCUACGGCUAUCAUUGGCAAACCCCUGUCGGUUCCAGCGCAGUGUGCCUCAGGGAGGAUGGUCCUUUCAUCAAUAUCACUUUCCUGCUGGUACAAGCGUUGGAGUUUCUGCCUUUCACCUCCAUCAAGAUGAGGAUGUCUUCCCGAUCCCAUCGCGAUUUAUGCCGGAACGCUGGUUUCAACCGACAGAAGCGAUGUUGAACCAUUUCUUCCCAUUUGGAAAAGGUACUAGGGCAUGUCUUGGACAAAGUCUGGGCAACUUGGAAGUGACUAUGGCGACGCUGUAUGUGGCUCAGUCAGGAUUGCUUGAGGGUGCAACUGUGGCGGAAGACAAGAUUGAAAUCAAGGAAUGGUUCAAUUGUCGGCCGAAAGGGGGCGAAAUUAACAUUCACUUGAGCUCUAAGCAAGAGAAAGUCUGUUGA